Messenger RNA from Lodderomyces jiufengensis, 339 nucleotides. RefSeq lists its product as uncharacterized. The record is from RefSeq and is a predicted model, not a curated record. Bases 1 to 339 code for a protein of 112 amino acids. The transcript has a single exon. NCBI's taxonomy places the organism in Eukaryota, Fungi, Ascomycota, Pichiomycetes, Serinales, Debaryomycetaceae.
AUGCCAGUACCAUUUGAAGGUUUAAUCCCUUACGCAAUAAUGACCGCGUUUUUUGGAUUAGCAGGUCACGGUGUAGGAGCCAUAAGAUAUUGGGACAAUGGAUGGAAAAAUGAUCGUUAUUUUUUAGAUUCAUGGGAUAAAAAAAUGUUAGCAAGAGAUUUUUAUUUAACUGGUACACAUAGAGGACAAACUAGUGAAGCCAUAGCCCCUGAAAGUUUUAAAACUAUUGAACAAAUUGAUCAAGUUUAUUAUGAUCCUUAUAGAAAUCAAUUUUUCAGUUUGAGGGAUAAAUUGUUUAGAGGUUACAUCUUUGGUGAUUGGAAGAAUGAUGGAAAUUAG